AUGGGUAGUCGCCUCCGUGCCCUCCGCUCUCUGAGCAUAUUGGCAAGACUUCCCUUGCAAGAUAUCACUCCCCGCAGAGCUAUGACAUCCAAGACGAGCCAUGAAGAGCGAACAGCAGCAGAUCGCCGUGAGCCAGGCCUGCAUACGGUGGUCCUCGACAAGAUCGAACAGGUCAAUAUGAACAUUCGCUUGUUGAAACUGGGACCCCGCGGUGAAAAGCCUAAGUUCCUCCCAGGCCAAUGGCUUGACGUCCACGUCCCCCGUAUACCUCAAGCCGGAGGCUUCACUAUCACGUCUACGCCUGACGAUCUUAAGAAGGACGAACCGUAUCUAGAACUUGCUGUUCAGCAUUCACCGAACAAUCCGCCUGCUGCGUGGCUUUGGCAAAGAGAGAAAAAGAUACUGGGUACAGAAUUACAGAUCAGAGUUGGAGGGAGCUUCGUCUGGCCUCCACCAGGAAUCGAUACGAAUCAGGUCCACAAAGUGGUCUUGGUUGCAGGUGGCGUGGGCAUAAACCCUCUGCUAUCGAUCAUCACCCAUCUUAUUCUGCACUCGGACUACCACGGACAGAUCGAGCUCCUCUACACCUCGCGGAAAGGCCCCUCCGGCAACAUAUCAUCGAUCCUCUUCGUGAAGCGGAUCCACGAGUUGUUCCAAAGAGACCUUCCUCAAAAACGUCAUCACUACACUCUAUUCUGCACAGCCCCAUUCGCCCUACCUUCAACAUCUCAUAGCGGAGAAAAACGCUCAAAUGUCAUUCGGGAACGGAGCGGAGAUAUGCAUUACGUUGGUGAGCACCAAAGCAUCGAAUACCGCCGCUUUGAGCAGAAAGACUUGGAGACAGCACUGGGCCCUGUAGAAGAGAGAGGAAACACUGUAGCAUAUGUUUGCGGACCACCGAGAAUGACCGACUGGGCCGUUGAUGUGCUGAACAGGUCGAAAGGCAUGGAUCAGGCGAGAGUGCUGUGUGAGAAGUGGUGGUAA
This is a messenger RNA of Letharia columbiana, 984 nucleotides long. RefSeq lists its product as uncharacterized. Gene Ontology annotation, cellular component: mitochondrion. The transcript has 4 exons. Lineage: Eukaryota; Fungi; Ascomycota; Lecanoromycetes; Lecanorales; Parmeliaceae. Gene Ontology annotation, molecular function: oxidoreductase activity. The coding region runs from base 1 to 984 and encodes 327 amino acids. The record is from RefSeq and is a predicted model, not a curated record.